AUGUCGAUUAACCUGGAAGAGUUGCGUGACAUGACACAAACACUCACUUCCUUUAAAUGUAUGGCGCUCCUCGCUGUCGAGCUUGAGCAAAGCGAAACUCGCCGUCGGCCGCAUCAGCACCAACGAGGUGCUCGUCCAAUUAAGCUUCUUUAG
Messenger RNA from Parastagonospora nodorum SN15, 153 nucleotides. RefSeq lists its product as hypothetical. The record is from RefSeq and is a predicted model, not a curated record. Lineage: Eukaryota; Fungi; Ascomycota; Dothideomycetes; Pleosporales; Phaeosphaeriaceae. Bases 1 to 153 code for a protein of 50 amino acids. The transcript has 2 exons.